AUGACACCCUCAGGAAGAAUGCAUUUACUGAGAUCACACCGUCGUAUUUCAGAUUCUACAAAAGUACUUACAAAACAGUUGGGUUCGGUUAAUAUUCCCAUUAAUCAGAAGGUAAGUAUUUUCGAGGUGCAAUCCGGAGGAAUGGAUAAAAUCGGUUUUAUCAAAAAGGAUAUGUACAAUCUUGAAUGUAGUGUGAAUGGGAAGCUGAGGAACCACGAUGUUGAACUAGUGACCGAGUAUUUUAUGGCUGAACAGAAAAAAAAUGAGGCUUUUUAUUUCAAGAUUGAGGGAGAUGGCGAUAACAGGUUUAGUCGAUGUUUUUGGGCAGAUGCAACUUCUAGACGGGCGUACGGGUUUUAUGGAGAUGUUGUUGUAUUCGAUACCACAUUCAACACGAAUAGAUACGACUUGACAUUUGCACCAAUGUUGGGAGUUAAUAACCAUGGUCAAACAAUUGUCCUAGCAUGCGCAUUUUUGAGCAAGGAAACGACUGAGUCGUUUAUUUGGAUGUUUGAGGAGUUUAAGAAAGCCAUGCCAGGUGGCGAACCUAAAACGAUCAUCACAGAUCAAGAUGCGGCAAUGAGCAGAGCGAUUUCAAUAGCCUUCCCGACUACAUUUCAUCGACUUUGCAUAUGGCACAUCACAUCAAAGUUCUCUGUUAAGUUACCACAUUCUGCUUAUAAGGAGUAUUGGGGUGAAUUCCAGAAAGCCAUAUGGGAUACUGACAAUAAGGAUGAGUUUGAUGCAAAAUGGAAUAUUGUGGUUACAAAGGCUGGUUUGACUGACCAUCCAUGGCUAAGUUCAAUGUUUGAUUUAAGGGAAUCUUGGGUUCCAGCCUACGCACGACACUUUUUUGCCGCUGGAAUGUCAAGCAGCCAAAGAGCUGAAUGUUCUCAUGGUUUCUUCAAGCAAUACAUAUCAAGGAAAAAUUCGUUGAUGGAUUUCAUAAUAAGAUUUGAGAGGGCACUUUCUCAUCAACGUCAAAAAGAGUUAGUUGCUGAUCACGUAGAUGCAUUUGAAGUGGCUCAAUGUAUUCUACCGAUGCCAAUGAACAAACAAAUGGCUACCUUGUACACAAGGACAAUGUUUCAAAAGUUUGAGCAAGAACUAAUACAAAGUACAACAUGUUUCCUAGAGCUGAAAACAGAGGAUGCUUCUAAAGUUGUCUUUAAUGUGAGCGAAAGGAAAAAUUGGGAAACAAGAGUGGCAGAAGUCGUAUAUGUCAAAGAUUCUGACCACGCAUCGUGUAGCUGCAAAAGAUUUGAAUUUGUUGGAAUUAUUUGCAAGCACAUCCUAGCAUUGUUUAGAAGGGACCAGAUUGAAUAUAUGUCCGAUAAAUACAUUUUGAAGAGGUGGAAGAAAACUGCGAAAUUUGGAUUGGUGUCAGAUGCAAAUGGCAACGAAAUUAAAGACUCUGCAGAUCCUGGUCUUUUAAUAAAGCGGAGUACAAUGUCCCGACUUGCUUCAGAUGUGGUUGAGGAUGCAUUAAUGUGUGAAGAAGGAUGUGAGCUACUGUCAGAGACUCUAAAAAGUUUGCAGGUGAAGUUGAAGUUGUUGAAGGAUGGACCAAGUAAUAACGAAAUUGGAGGGUCCAGCUCUCAAACACAAUAUAUGAAAGACCCUAAGAGAGUAAGGUGCAAUGGAGGGUCGAAACGAGUAACGGGAGCAAAGAAAAGGCAAUGA
Messenger RNA from Prunus armeniaca (apricot), 1683 nucleotides. The record is from the annotation of a GenBank genome assembly. NCBI's taxonomy places the organism in Eukaryota, Viridiplantae, Streptophyta, Magnoliopsida, Rosales, Rosaceae.